Molecule: messenger RNA, 1947 nt
Organism: Bolinopsis microptera
Lineage: Eukaryota; Metazoa; Ctenophora; Tentaculata; Lobata; Bolinopsidae
Product: vacuolar protein sorting-associated protein 26B-like
Exons: 8
Coding region: 226-1188 (320 amino acids)
Biological process (GO): retrograde transport, endosome to Golgi; intracellular protein transport
Cellular component (GO): endosome; retromer complex
Source: RefSeq, a predicted model, not a curated record
CAAGUUAAAUGUCACCCAUUGACCAUACAAAAAUUAUUUAUAUCACACAAAUUGGAAACAAAUUCAGAUGAUAAAACUAAUUAUUUCACCAGAUAAGAAUUAUUUUGCUUAUUAAAACACUUUACUUGUUUAUUAUAGGCUACAACACUAAAUGCUAUAAUAAUAAUUUAGACAAUGUCAGAAGUUUGGUAGAUCGGCCUAGCAGAUACUGAAGUCGCACAAGUAAUGGUGAGCUGGUUGGGAUACGGUAACUCAGCGACAGUCUCAAUAGUUCUAGAAGACGAGGAAACAAGAACUAAAGUUCCAGUUUUAAUCGAGGACGAUGGUAAGGAGUACCAACAUCUCUUCUACGAUGGAGAUAACGUUUCGGGAAAAGUAACCAUCAAACUCAAACAGGAGGGCAAGAAACUGGAACAUCAGGGCAUCAAGAUAGAGUUCCUAGGACAGAUAGAGAUCUACUACGACCGGGGUAACCACUACGAGUUCGUGAAGUUGGACAAGGACUUGGCCAGACCGGGGGAUUUAACAGAGUCCUGUUCGUUUCCUUUCGAGUUCCUUAAAGUGGUGAAACAGUACGAGUCCUACACUGGGCGCAAUGUUAGACUCAGGUAUUUUCUGCGUGUAACAAUCUCGCGACGUCUGGUUGACAUUAUACAUGAGAAGGAGCUGAUGGUACACCAACUGUCUAGUUACCCAGAAACCAACUCUUCCCUCAAAAUGGAAGUCGGUAUUGAGGAUUGCUUGCAUAUAGAGUUCGAAUACAAUCGGAGCAAGUAUCAUUUGAACGAUGUGAUCGUCGGUAAAAUCUACUUUAUUUUGGUGCGAAUAAAGAUAAAACACAUGGAAUUAUCGAUAAUAAAAAGGGAAACCACGGGAUCAGGUCCAAACACGUAUAACGAAAAUGAGCAGAUAAACAGAUAUGAGAUCAUGGACGGUGCCCCAGUCAGAGGUGAAUCGAUACCCAUCCGACUGUUUUUGUCUGCGUACGAUCUCACGCCAACAAUGAAAGAUGUAAACAAGAAAUUCUCUGUCAGAUAUUACCUCAAUUUAGUCCUAGUGGACGAAGAAGAUCGAAGAUAUUUCAAACAACAGGAAAUCACGCUGUGGAGAAAAUCACCGUUGUCUCUGAAACCUGAAAACAGGGGCGUAGUGGCUUUAGAAAGCAUACAACAGAACCAAGUCAGCUAACUUUCCUUCUUACUCCUACUGUAACGUCACAUAGCUUACCUGAAUGUUCGGGCAGGACAAUACGGGACGCGGCGAACGUUUUAACAAAUUGAACUGUAGUUGUUGUUGUUGAAGAAGUGGUGACAUGUUCAAAUGACCUUCGAGCAAUUUGGAGUUAAAUUGAAGUUUUUAAGCAUGAUCUUUUAUUUACUAAGCUAGUAGCUAUGGUAACUAGUAGUGUAACUAUGGUAACACACUAGUUCUAGUAAUUGUCGGGUUAGAUUUGAAUUGCGCUUUUGAAUUGAAAAAUUUGUUGAAAGGUUUGGUAGCGUUGUUUGUAUACUGAGGUUAAGAUUCCACGUUUCCAAUUUUCUUUGAGUUUUUCUUGAACAAAGUUUUAUUUUUUUCUAUCAUUUUUGUCACGAAACGUUUGUUGUACUGUUUUCAUUCCUCAUCAAUCAUGAAGUCCACUUCUACUAAAAAUCUUUGAUAUUACAACAAUGCAUCUGUAAAUGUAAAUUUACCUAAAGGUUCCAGUUUUCUUAACAAAUAAUGACACUUUUCGCACAGUCAACUGCUUUUUGCGUUUAAAUUUAAGUACUUUCUAGAUCGGGUUAAAAAUAAAAUGUAAAGUUUGUGAAGGAAACAUAUUAUAAUAUCUGGUGUUACAGAUAUUUAGCAGGACUAAUUAUUUCUGUGACCGGUUGAUUUUCUUAAGAUUUGUUUUUUGAUUGCCCUCUGUAGUAUGAACAAUGAAUUUUGUUGUGUUUUGAUUUAUAA